AUGGCAGCUGCAGUCGAGGAGGAGAUGCAGGCAGAAAGGAAGCUGGAGCAAAGCACCGAGGAUUUCCGCGCGCGCCUGGCUCGCCUGUCCUCCCAACCACCCUCGCUCGAGACACAGGCCUUGCUGGAAAAUCUCAGUGCAGCCAAAGCUCAGCUUGCCGAGGAUGAAAGGCGCUUGUCGAUGGGGCUCUUCGAGCGCUGGCGAGAGCGACUGGACCAGGAACUCCAUGCUGGCGGAUACGUUGAGCAGAAGAAUUCCAUCGGCAAGAUUGGAAGAGAGCAGGGCUUCGUGACUGCAGAUGAACUGGCGGAUGCCUGCGCGGAAUCAUCAGAGAUGGCUCUGCAGAAGUCCGCUUGCGCGGAGAGAUUGGCCCAGGUACAACGCCGGCUCCUGCAGUUUCGUAGCGAGCUGCGAGCAGAAGAAGCCGAAACGAACGCCUUGUGCUUCCAGCUCGUAGAGGAGAGAAGGCGAUCCAACGAAUGGUGGGAGUGGCACAUGGCGAGGUGA
Molecule: messenger RNA, 507 nt
Organism: Symbiodinium sp. CCMP2456
Lineage: Eukaryota; Dinophyceae; Suessiales; Symbiodiniaceae
Source: the annotation of a GenBank genome assembly